AUGAAGGGCAUCGUUCUCGUCACACUGCUUAGCGCCGCUUCGGCUGCUGUCUUGUCGCAUGACUCGAAGCAGAAGCGACACCCCGCAGUGUCGUCUGCGUCACCCCUUGUCGUACCCCGAGAAGGCGGCGAUGGCGACGGCGGCGGCGACGGCGGCGGUGACGGGGGUUCGAGCAGGGGCGGAAGCUCAAGCUACGCCGGCACAUUAACAGGCUCAGAGGGACCAGCCGAUAAUUUGAAAUGUAGUGCAGACAAACAGGAGUGUGAUCACCAUGACAAAUGUACCGAGGAGUGCGGAGCGGACUGGGUCUGCGGUGACGACGACAAAUGCAUGUGGGAUCCGAAUGUACAAACCUCUGGUGCUAGCCGAGGCCACAAUAUUCUUGGGUUCACUUGGAAGAGAGAUGAUUCCGAUGUUAAGGAAUAA
Anthostomella pinea is the source of this 426-nucleotide messenger RNA. Lineage: Eukaryota; Fungi; Ascomycota; Sordariomycetes; Xylariales; Xylariaceae. The record is from the annotation of a GenBank genome assembly.